GACUGAACUUGCACUCUAGCCACUUCAUGUCUGGGCUUAACUUAGAAUCAUUUGCAGAGAAUGCCUCCAGACUGGGAACGCGACUCCAAGAAACGAUCUCUGAACACACCAGAGAUCUUUCCAUAGCGCGGGCUUCAAGUGCAGGAUACCUUGACACGCCUGAGGAGAAAGUGAGGCUCAUUCGCAAGCAACUCGACUCGAAUAGCGAUAGGGAGAAACUGGAUGCUAUGAAACGCCUUAUUGCGGUCGGAAUGUCUCCGAGUAUUUUGCUCAGGUGGUCAAGAAUGUAGCCUCGCAUAACUUGGAGAUUCGAAAGCUGGUCUACAUCUACCUCUUGCGAUAUGCAGAACAGGAACCGGACUUGGCUUUGUUGUCGAUCAACACAUUUCAAAAGGACCUUUCAGACCCAAAUCCGCUCAUACGUGCUAUGGCACUUCGGGUUCUCUCUGGGAUCAGGGUACCAAUGAUCGGCAGCAUCGUUGUCCUAGCCAUAAAGAAGUGUGCUGCAGAUAUUAGUCCCUACGUCAAGAAAGCAGCGGCACAAGCGAUCCCGAAGUGUUACAGCUUAGACUCGAGCCAUCAACCUGAACUAAUAACCAUCAUCUCCACCCUACUCCGAGACCGGUCACCGUUACCCAUUGGUAGCGUAGCCGUAGCUUUUGAGGCUGUCUGCCCUACGCGCCUCGACCUUUUCCAUCAACAUUACCGACGUCUAUGUAGGACCCUUAUAGAUAUGGAUGACUGGGGCCAGGUUGACUUGCUGAAUCUUCUGGUACGCUAUGCGCGUACGAUGCUACCUCGUCCGGUUAUAACGGAAGAUGCGGACGGACAAUCCGAAGAAGUUGACCCCGACCUGAAGCUGCUUCUUUCUUCGGCUGAACCGUUGUUCCAGUCCAAUAAUCCUGCUGUCGUCUUGGCUGUUGCUCGCGCAUUCUAUUAUCUCGGGCCACCUUCAGAGAUGAAGAAAAUUGUCUCUCCGUUACUUCGUCUCCUCCAUAUCUCUCCAGAGAUUGAGCGAGUCACCCUGUCAUACAUUCUCGUCGUAGCUCGCUCCUCUCCAUCAUUGUUCACCCCUCAUUACACUUCCUUCCUUGUUAGGACGGAUGACAUCCGUCAAGUCAAGAAAGACAAGAUGCAACUUCUACGACUCCUUAUAUCCGCGGAGAAUCAUCAAGCAUUGCUUCGGGAGUUCAUUUACUACGCAGAUGACUCAGACGACGAUCUCGUCGCCGAUGCGAUUCAAGCCAUUGGCUACUGUGCUCGUCUAGUUCCUGAGUCGACUCAGCAGUGCUUGACCGCCCUGAUGUCAUUCAUUCAAAGCAAACAUGAUCCUGUCGUUGCAAACGCGGUGCUUGUCCUGAAGUCAUUAGUGCAACUCAGUCUCCACCAUCACCAGACCUUGACAAUAGCCUCAACAUCUGGAGCGUAUUCUCCGAUGGCAAUCAUCUCCCGCCUCGCGUACCGGAUUGAAGAAAUACGUCAUCCUAAAGCACGAGCGUGCGUUCUAUGGCUCGUUGGUCAGUAUGCGUCUAUUGAUGCGGGCACUGAGGCCAAAUUGGGUCCUGAGGGAAUUGCAGAGUGGGCUCCUGACGUUCUACGGAAAGCAGCAGGGUUCUUUACCAAAGAGACCCCGUAUGUGAAGUUACAAACCGUGACCCUGGCUGCAAAGCUAUUGGUACUUUGUCCAAGCGAUCGCACGUUAGGUCUCUUGAACCGUUAUGUACUUUCUCUUGCACGAUACGAUCUGAACUUUGACGUACGGGAUCGUGCUCGUAUGCUCGGCUCGCUGUUGUCCGGGGUUACGUCUGUGUUACAUUCCGAUGAAGAUGGUCAUGAGGAUCAAGGCGGUGUUGUCCUUCGGAGAGAACAAGUCAAGAUGGUGCUCUUCGAGGGCAAACAAGAUGUGUCGCUAGAUACCGGCAUUCCAGUGGAUGAUAGACAUGCGCUACUCGGAUCCCUCAGUGCCGUCGUUGGCAGGGACCUGACCUACGACUCAUACCUUCCGGAUUGGCUGGAAGAAGGCACAGAGUCUUCUUUGCGAGACAGCGAAUAUGAUGCGCCACAAGUCCCAAUCCAUGCUCAACCACUACCGUCUGCGAUUCCUCGCUCGAUAGCAUCAUCCAGCAAAAAUACACCCGUUAUUCUCACGCCCACAGGACCGUCACCCUCGGGUUCUUUCGUACGACAGAAUGGCAAGAGCGAUUGGACAGAUCUCGAUAAGUUCUACGCUGAAACGGAGAGCACUGAAGAGGAGGAGGGGACCGAAGAAGAAGCAGUUGAAAGCGACGAAGAAGAAGCGGACAGCAAUGAAGAUGGCGAUAGCGAGGAAGAGGAAGAGGGGUCUGCGGAGGAACCGGACACCGAUAGUGUGGAUGAAGGUAAAGGCGAAAGUGAAGAUGUGCUACACCAUGCGAGAUAGUCCGUGAUAUAUAUACAACUUCGUGGAUCGGGAAUGGUUAUACAACAGCACCUUCAGGCAGUUUAUAGUACAGUGGCUGCAAAUAGAGCUCGUUAGGAGCAACAUACAAAAGGAUGCUAUGAAGAUCAUACCGUAUUGAAGACAUGGUAAUAGUGCCCUCUCACUCCACCUCGUUGCUGGUAGUAUUCAUCAGGGAACCACUAAAAUGACACGCAGAAUGUCAGUUGGUACACGAUGGAACGACCACGAACUGCUCACGUGGUCAACAGGCAUCUCUUCCCUCCAUGCACGAAGAUAACGUGCUGGUUCAGUCUCAUUAGUAACGGUGUGCCCGUAUUUGGGGAGUUGGAAUUGGCCAAUCUGGAGCUCGGUAUCCGUAAUAGUGCUCCUGGAGACUCGAGCAUACGCGGUACGGUAGAGACCGCGAUACAGGAUGUAUUCACACCAUCGGUCGAGGUCAGCUUGGUCGAUGUCAUGCAUACGACCGUCGGUAACGAGAAUUUCGUAUGGAGCGGCUGAAAAAGCUACGUGAGGCUUUAGAAUGGUCGAAACGGAUGAGAGGCUUACGGCGAGGUGUGUGAGGCUUAGUGACAACGUAUCCAAGGAAUAUAAAUGGCUGAGGAUAUGUCUCCGACAUAAUGCGUGCCACUUCCUUGCUCUGUAAUUCGCGAUCUAGGGGAGUUUCCUCUGUAAAGGAGUAGAUAAGCAUUAGACUAGUGGACAUAUGUGUCAAUCGUACCUUGUCCGUUAUGCACAACUACGACGUUUACUGGGGUACCG
Molecule: messenger RNA, 3199 nt
Organism: Somion occarium
Lineage: Eukaryota; Fungi; Basidiomycota; Agaricomycetes; Polyporales; Cerrenaceae
Source: the annotation of a GenBank genome assembly